AUUGCCAUCACUGAGCUACAACUUUAUCUGGAACUGCAAGCAUCGCUAUGCGCUUGCACAGUCUUGGAAGAGUCUCGUAGCAAGCACUUGAUGCGCCAAGUCAUGCUUCUCCAAACCACCAUCUCAUCACCGCCUCUGCAACACCACCAGCCGGUCUCUCUUUCUUCGUCUUGCUCUGUUCUUCCGUUAGGACCUCUCAAGUUGAGGCCGCACAAACUCUCUCUUCAGUUGCUACUCCAUUGGAGAAGUUUCAAUGUCUUGAAUUGUUUGCCUAAAAAUCAUGCCAUUGUUCAGCAUUAUGGUGAGCCAUAUUUGACAUCCUCUAUGUUGGCCAAUGGACUGAAUGUCGACAGAUUUCCCAGUGUCCAGAUACUUCAAAUGAAAUUGGCAUUGGGAUCCCAUACCUCGCAUAAAUUUAAGAAAUACUUGGGAAACCUUUUGAAGAUUGACGACAUAAUAGACUGGAGAAGGCUAGGAAUCUGGGUAUCUGCAUUUUCCUUUGGACAAAUUUCAUGGUUAGUUUCUGCUGAAGUAGCACGUGCCGCCAAGAUUGUUGAACCAGAUGCAGUUUAUGAAGUUGGAGAGUUAUUUGAACUGGGAAUCCAGCUAUCAUAUCUGCUUAUACUAUUAGGUUUGCUUGGAGCUGGAAGCUUCUUUGUAAUUCGUCAAGUCCUGGUACGAAGGGAACUUGACCUUUCUGCCAAAGAAUUGCAGGAGCAAGUAAGAAGUGGUGAAGCCAAUGCAACUGCGCUCUUUGAACUUGGUGCAGUGAUGCUGAGGAGGAAGUUCUACCCAGCUGCUACUAAAUAUUUACUUCAGGCAAUUCAAAAUUGGGAUGGAGAUGAUCAAGAUCUUGCUCAGGUUUAUAAUGCUCUUGGUGUCAGUUACACCCGUGAUGAGAAGAUCGACAAGGGAAUCGCGCAAUUUGAAACAGCUGUGAAGUUGCAACCAGGUUAUGUCACAGCUUGGAACAACCUUGGUGAUGCAUACGAGAAGAAGAAAGACUACAAGUCUGCGAUGAAGGCAUUUGAAGAAGUGCUUCUUUUCGAUCCUAACAAUAAGGUGGCGCGGCCCCGGCGAGAUGCAUUGAAGGAUAAAGCACAAUUUUACAAAGGAGUUGCUGUCAAAUCUAAGGACAGAUGAUUUUCUGCAACAAAAACCAUUUAGCUUUCAUUUCCACAUUCUCAUCUUUACUUAAAAGAGACAUUGAUUUCAAUGUUUUCUAAUAGUACGUUAUAGAACGCACAUUAAGAUGUCUAAUUUGUUGAUAUCUGCUUAAGUUGACAGAGAAAACCUUGAAGGAAAC
Tripterygium wilfordii is the source of this 1306-nucleotide messenger RNA. RefSeq names its product tetratricopeptide repeat domain-containing protein PYG7, chloroplastic. The transcript has 6 exons. Gene Ontology annotation, cellular component: TRC complex; membrane. Bases 91 to 1143 code for a protein of 350 amino acids. The record is from RefSeq and is a predicted model, not a curated record. Gene Ontology annotation, biological process: post-translational protein targeting to endoplasmic reticulum membrane. NCBI's taxonomy places the organism in Eukaryota, Viridiplantae, Streptophyta, Magnoliopsida, Celastrales, Celastraceae. Gene Ontology annotation, molecular function: molecular adaptor activity; protein binding.